Messenger RNA from Desarmillaria tabescens, 2532 nucleotides. RefSeq names its product caspase domain-containing protein. The record is from RefSeq and is a predicted model, not a curated record. Bases 32 to 2467 code for a protein of 811 amino acids. Lineage: Eukaryota; Fungi; Basidiomycota; Agaricomycetes; Agaricales; Physalacriaceae. Gene Ontology annotation, biological process: proteolysis. Gene Ontology annotation, molecular function: cysteine-type endopeptidase activity. The transcript is spliced from 6 exons.
CAACAUCUAUAAAUUCCUCUGAAAACAGCACAUGCUAGUUGAAUUGAAAUUUGAUCCCACAACCAUGCCUGAUCCGCCCCCCCACGUCCUCUACACCAGGGAGCUUAUCCACAAAGGCCGUGGCUAUCCAUUUUGGUAUCCAGAACCAGAUCCUAUCGCACCGGAUGAGGUCAAGGAAAGAGGCAUACAUCCUGGAGAUGUCGGAAUCAUUAACAAACAUGGAGGCUUCGACUUUCUCUUCAGCAUCUUCAGGAAUGCUAACGGCCGGGUCGUCGGAAAUGCACCUGAAAGCUUUCAGCCGGCCUCUGUAUCCGACCAACGAGAUGUACAAGUUUAUCCGGCGCAUGGGAAUGUUCUUAAAAGUGAACAUGUAUCCUGCAGAGAGGUUUCAGUAGAUGCUUCUGCUCAAGGUUUACCCAGCACUGUGGAUGCUGGCAUGUCCUUCGAUGUUAGUACCUCAGAUGUUUCCGCAGCAAUCUUGUGCCUUCCAGAUUAUUCUGUGAGGUAUGAGGCUGUGAACGAAGCCUUCUUCGAAGACUACGCCCGACAAUAUGGAGUAUCAUGGUACAACCAUGUCAACGGAACCUUGCGUCGGAAGGUGCAAAACGGUUUUUUAUAUCUUAUAACUGGGUGUGACAAAACAAAUACUUGGGGGAACGCAGUCGUCAGCAGGACAGAUCAGUCAUUCACGUUUUCUCUGAGGUGUACAUUGGCAAAUGUGGGUGGGGUAACAGUUAAAGUUGCAAACUCGUGGAUCGAUGAUGCUGGAGUGGAAAAUGGCUUAUUCCCGAUUCCUUCCGCCCACUACCCUUAUCCAAUAGGUCUUCAGAACCAGUGUGUAUUUGCACGUGGUUUUACCAUUUCGCUUUCAGAAAAACUGUUCCGCAAAACUUGGCGGGCAGUUCCUCAUUCCAUCAAAGGCUCCUCCGAAGAUAGGAUUCCCUCUUUCGAUAGCAAGGCAUCACCUCUCCCGCCGAGCGAUGGAAGGACUGGAUUUUCGACUUAUCUUUCCUCGUUCAUUGGUUCCAAGACGGUACCGAACAACUCGGACUCAGAUCAGAGAAGGGUGAUGGCAGAGAGCACUGACUCCCAUGGGUCGUUUGCCGUAGAAGUAUCUGAAUUUCCACCUGGGGGAAACUGGACCUUGAAUCCUUCGAUGGUAAUGAAUGAAUAUCUGUUGAGCAAGGACCCUUCCCUCGAGAUAGUAGUCACGCAUGACAAAGAGUGGAUGUACGUCAUGGAAAAGUACGAGAAGGAUACGUACUUAACAGAAGAAGAGCUCUGGUGCAAAUUAAAAGAUUCGUUGGAUGUCAAGCUGUCCAGCAAUGUUAGCGUGCCACCAAAGCUUCCUUCAGAAAGAAUGUCAUCAGGACAGCGCUUACGCCUCAAAGAUGAACGUCAAUUUUGGGCCGUUCUCAUCGGUAUUGACGCAUAUUCAACCACUCCACUACGCGGUUGUGUAUCGGAUGCAAGGGAAAUGGCCAAAUAUCUGAUCGGAGACCUCGGUGUCCCAGAAGAUCAUAUUCAGUACCUUCUGGGUGCCAGCUCACCGCCGUAUUCUCAGUCAGAUGAUGGCUACAUCCAUUCUCCUGAAGACUUCGUACAAAGCUAUCCCAACGUUGACUCCGAAGGCAACGAUUCCUCCAUCCCCACCCGUGAUAAUAUAAUCAAAACACUUCUUGGUUUAUCUACUGACGACCGGAUACGGAAAGGCGACAAUAUUAUCAUCUACUUUGCCGGAAAGGGUUCAAUCUACCUUAAUAGGGACUAUUUCCCCAAGGGUACUCUUGAAUGGUACGGAAGCAACAUAGCAUUGUGCCCCGUGGAUCGCACUACUCCCCAUGAUAAUGGUGUCGGUGUCAUCCCCGACAUUAGCGAUCGAGAGAUAAAUAUCAUUCUCAGUGAAAUUGCUAGCACUAAGGGAUGUCAUAUCACCGUCAUUCUUGACUGCUGUCACUCCUCAGGUGCCACCAGGGGUACCUCUGGGUCUUUACCCUGGUACCAUGCCGACCCACCGCCGUCUACUUCUGAAGGAAAAUCGGUUCCUGAUGUGGGGUCCCACUCCUCUGGUACCACCAGAGAUCUGAGUGCUGAGCGCCGCGCCGCCCCUCUACCGUAUCCUUCAUUGAAAGAUAUGUUUGACGCUGCGGAUAAAGAUUUACAGAAGCAUGGGUCUGUGUAUGACGAAAAAUGGGUCCCUGAUAUGAAGUCACACGUUGUUCUAGCCGCAUAUCAAGGGUAUCAACCCGCAAAGGAGCGGAAGGGACCGAACGGAUACAACGGGGUUUUUACGCGAGCACUCAUUAAGGCUCUCAAAUCGGAUGCCUUGAAAGAACAUUUGACAUAUGAUGAUCUCAUUAGGCACAUUAAUGUUUUGAACAGGUCUUUGAAUGUCGAGCAAAAGGCGAUCGCCGCUGGGAAACAUAAAAAUACACGACUUUGGUAUCAGGAUUCCAGCGAUAUCUAAUAGCCAUAUACCAUCAUUGGCUAGCCGUAUUUCGGAUCUGGCUAUCAACAUUUACUUGCAUCCAG